Molecule: messenger RNA, 579 nt
Organism: Seminavis robusta
Lineage: Eukaryota; Bacillariophyta; Bacillariophyceae; Naviculales; Naviculaceae
Source: the annotation of a GenBank genome assembly
AUGUACAACAUGUUUCGGGAAGCUCAUGCCUUCAACUCAGAUAUCAGUCGCUGGGACGUGUCAAGAGUUCAGUCCUUCCUAAGAGUGUUUUAUGAUGCUCAAGCAUUCAAUGUCAACAUUGGGGGUUGGGGAACUGGCAAUGUGGUUACGAUGAAGGAAACAUUUCAACUUGCAUCCAGCUUCGACCAGCCCAUUGGGGGAUGGGCAACAACAAAGGUGACAGAUAUGACCAAUACAUUCCGAAAUUGUCCCUCUUUUGAUCAAGACCUGGGCAGCUGGGAUACCACAAAUGUAGAAACGUUUUCAGUGGCUGGGACACAUCCAAAGUUUCAACUCUCAGGCAGACCUUUGAAGGAGCACCAGCCUUCAACCGGCCCCUCAAUGCAUGGGAUGUGGGUCAGGUGGUAUCAUUUGACAGCACGUUUCAAAAUGCUCUCAACUUCAAUCAAAACCUGUGUGAUUGGAGCGUCCACAUCCUGUCGGGCGCAACUUUUGCAGGCACUUUUGGUGGCACUGGAUGUGAAUCAACUGACACUCCUCAACUAUAUGGAUCGAUCUGGGGUCCACUUUGUUCAGUAG